AUGUCGUGGCGAAAAUCUCGCAACAACAGGAGACCCCGCUCUCCUUCUCCCAACGACGGCGCGCAUGUCAUUCGACUUCACACCGGCUCUAUCCCUUCCGUUGUCAAUGCCCCCAUUGAUGCAGGCAUUGAGAGAAUGUCAGCCGACAAACGACGGACUAUCUCAGAAGCCAUCCCUGCUUUACCUCCGUCUCCCCUCAAGCGGCUUCGUGUGGCAGCCUUGGCCCCUGUUGCUACCUCUACGGUGGAUAUAGAGGGCGACAGCUACCGGAUGGGAGUCGGGGAUGACGAUUGGGAGGAUGGACAGGCUCCCUUCCGCAGCGACCCAACGCCUCGUGUUCUUCGACCAGCGGACUAUACCUUGCGGACUUGGAUGCUCAAACAUCGCGACGAGUACUUGAGGUUAAUGCUGUGGCACGAAGGCAGGGGAGCUUCAUUACCCUCCUGCCCAGACUGUCAAGAAAACGAGCCCGUCUAUCGAUGUCGUGAUUGCUUCGGAGGUGCCAUGAGAUGCGGCUCUUGCUGUGUCCGGGCCCAUCGAGAGAAUCCCUUCCAUACAAUCGAGUUUUGGAAUGGUACUUGUUUUGUGCGGCACUCGUUAAAGUCCCUGGGCUUGCGAAUUCAAUUAGGGCACCCACCUCUUCAGGAAUGCGAUAGACCAAACCCGGCCAGGGACGACUUCGUUCUCCUUCACUGCGGGGGCAUUCACAACAUCUCAGUCGACUUUUGCGGGUGUCAUUUGUCCAGUGACCCAUGUUACAUCCAACUUCUGCGAGUUGGCAUGUUCCCCGCCAGUACCGACACUCCUCGAACCUGCGCAACGUUCUCUUGCCUCGAUCAAUACCACUCCCUCACUCUACAAGGCAAGAUUACGGGUUACGACUAUUAUAAGUCGUUAGAGGGGUUAACCAAUGCAACGGGCCUCAAACCGCCCGAUCGAUAUCAAGUUUUUCUUCGCAUGGCCCGACAAUACCGGCACCUCUUAUCGCUCAAACGGGGCGGCCGUGGAUAUGAUGGGCGAGGAGUCCUUGGAACCACUCCCGGGGAGCUAGCUAUCCGAUGUCCUGCAUGCCCCCGUCCAGGAAUCAAUCUUCCCAAAGAUUGGGCUCGUGCUCCUCCUUCUCAAGCGGGGCUCUAUGUCUUUUUCCUCGCAAUCGACGCCUGCUUUCGAUUGAAACGGAGGGCGUUCUCAAACGAGAUUCGGGACCCGGCUCUUGGAGACGGUGACCAGCCUGAAGAGAUCAACACCUGCACUGGCCUGGCGGCGCUCGACUAUGCUAACACCAAAUAUUCCCGUGGCUACAGCGCCACCGGUGUUGGCAUGGGUGUUUGCGCUCGUCAUGAAUUUGUUCAGCCAAACGGAGUCGCAGAUCUUCAAGCUGGGGAGCGCCAUGCGAACAUGGACUACAUUCUGGCCUCAAUCAUUCGCCAUCUUCACCCGUUUCUUCGGAAAAUGAUUUCCUACGACAUCGCCUGCCAAUGGUGGAAGAAGUUAUUUGAGAGACUUCGAGCCCUUCCCCCGAUGCUUCGCCUCCAUCUGGUACUGGACGUUUUCCUCAAGCUUUUCAUAUUCGUCGUACCCAAACUGCACAUUCUGGGGCAUGCCACCGCUUGCCAGCUCCUAUACUCUCUCAACUUUGCACUUGGAAGCCGUCAAACGGAUGGGGAAGGCAUCGAGCGGCCUUGGAGUAUGAUUGGGGGAGUGGCGGCAAGCACCUGCGUCAGUGGACCUGGCGCUAGGUUGGAUCUUUUGGACGACCAUUGGUCGUAUUGGAAUUGGAGCAAGUUGAUUGGGCUUCCUAAAAUCAUUCGGCGACGUCUGGACCAGGCACUGCAUGAACAAGUUGUGCAGCGAGAAGCUUUUGACGCCUUUUCGCUGCAGCAACAGGAGCGAGUGUCCGUUUGGAAGGCCAUGGUGCAUGACUUCGAAGCAGACGGGACCAAGCCCAACCCAUAUGAGGCGAAGAUUGAUGGCCUAACGGAGGCUCAGGUCCGUGAGCAAUUCGAAGAAGAGGAGGAUGCCCAGAUUGCGGCUGGCAAGCGCCGUAUACAUGAUGUUGGUCCGGUCAGCUUUUUGUCUGACCUUCUUGAUGUCGAGAGCGAACAACGGCGAGUGGCGGGCUUGGCGGAGCUCAAGAAAGCAAAAUCGACUUCCAUGAAAAUCAAUCUGCAACGUCUGCGACGAAAUCUCAAUAAACGAAUCGGAGCGAUUCAAAAGUUGCAAGCGACUUACAUGCCCAGCUCAUUGCUACGCCUGCGCGAAACGCAAACGUCCGACAACGAAGCCCUGCCGGAGAAUGUACCGUUAUUCCCGCCUUCUGCUUUAACGAUUGGUGAACGCGAAGCGGGAUGUCUAUCCGGGUUACUGGAAAUGGAAAAGGCUAUGCGGGAGGCCCAAUGUCGGGCGGCACUGGUCGGCCUACAGAACCAGCUCCUUAUCAAGUAUCGACUGUUGCUUUAUAAAACGAACCACUCUCGUAACCAGGCGAUGAACACACAAUCCCGGGCGCUCGUGGCAAGGAACGAAAGUCAAGUUCUGCUACAUUCGAAGAAAUAUCAAGCUGCGUGGCGGGCUUUGGUGCUUAUCGAAGGCGGCCGGGAAGAGGCUGUUGGGUGGAAACGGCUCCGACAAGAAGAUAUACGAUGUCUAGAAGACCCAGAGCACAUUGUGAAGAAGGACCUGAGGGGACAAAGAGCCGAAGCACGCCGAGCGCGGAAGGAAGCCGAGCUUCGUGCUGUAGGUAUCACUCCCUUAAACAUCCAUCGGGUCCAAGUCGAGGGCAAGUCGGAUGAGGAGGAAGAGGGUGUUACUGCCGUUCCUGGACCUGCACUGCCACGUUCGAGAAAAUUGCCCAUCCAGAAAGGAACAGCGAUCUGA
This is a messenger RNA of Mycena indigotica, 2877 nucleotides long. RefSeq names its product CxC2 domain-containing protein. Bases 1 to 2877 code for a protein of 958 amino acids. The transcript is spliced from 10 exons. The record is from RefSeq and is a predicted model, not a curated record. Lineage: Eukaryota; Fungi; Basidiomycota; Agaricomycetes; Agaricales; Mycenaceae.